This is a messenger RNA of Lasiosphaeria miniovina, 1419 nucleotides long. RefSeq lists its product as uncharacterized. The record is from RefSeq and is a predicted model, not a curated record. The transcript has 2 exons. Bases 1 to 1419 code for a protein of 472 amino acids. NCBI's taxonomy places the organism in Eukaryota, Fungi, Ascomycota, Sordariomycetes, Sordariales, Lasiosphaeriaceae.
AUGUUGAUUACCAUGCCGAACCUGCGGCAGCUGUCCGUCAUCGCCAUUUCACUCGUGUCGUUUGCGCUGCUGUUCGGCGCCCUCCCCAACCUGUUCCACGAGGACGAGAAGUCCAAGCCGCCACAGGCCCCGCAGCGCCCUCCCGGCCCCAGGUACAAGCCGACGCCGACGUGGACCCCGCCGCCCGUCAAGAACAACUUCCCCUCGCUGGCCACGUCGACCCCGCCGCCCAUCCCCAAGUGGAACGUCGCGCGCAAGGACGUGCACAAAGAGUACGACCUCGACGUGGCGCCGCCACUACUAAUCGGUUUCACGCGCAGCUGGCCCAUCCUCCUACAGGCCGUCGUCGCCUACAUCACGGCGGGGUGGCCGGCCGACCAGAUCUACGUCGUCGAGAACACGGGCGUGCAGCAGGCCAACGCGCGCGGGCAGCUGUCGCUCCAGAACCAGUUCCACCUCAACCACACGACGCUCAAGACGCUGGGCGUCAACGUGGUCACGACGCCGACACUGCUCAGCUUCGCCCAGCUGCAGAACUUCUACCUCUCUCUGACCUACGCCCACGGCUGGCCAUAUUACUUCUGGAGCCACAUGGACGUGCUGCCCAUGUCGUUCGAGGAUGGCUUCGCCGGCAAGACACCCAAGUACAGCGACGCGGGCUACAAGAGCAUCUACACGCUGGCGCUCGAGGCGCUGCGCGACGCGCGCGCCAACUCGCCGCGCUGGGCCAUCCGCUUCUUCGCCUACGACCACCUGGCGCUGGUCAACCCGGCCGCCUUCGAGGACGUCGGCGGCUGGGACACGCUGAUCCCCUACUACAUCACCGACUGCGACAUGCACUCGCGCCUGGGCAUGCGCAACUGGACCAUGGCCGACGCCAAGGCCGGCAUCAUCACUGAUGUCAGCGUCGCCCUCGACGACCUACUCGUCCUGUACCGCGUCGACGACAUCGAGCCCUCCUUCUCCGACCCCAACCCGCCGCCGCCCAAGCCCCCCAAGCCAGAGGAGGGAGACGACAAGGAGAAGCCCGCCAAGGACAAGAGGGCGGCAGCAGAAGACGAACUCGCCGUCCCGCUACCCGGCCGCCGCCGCUCCGUGCUCUCGCGCCGCGACGGCGACGACGACAAAAAACAAGACGAGAACUACCGGCGGUGGCGGCACAUCGUGACGACGGCCGACGAGAUGUACAUGUACAAGCACGGGGAGCGGGGGCGCAACACGUGGCAGUCGGGCCAGCGCGGCGGGCACGGCGAGCCGUUUUACUAUGAUGCCGCCGGGCUCGCCGACGCCAUCGAGCUGCUGACCGAGACGGGCCGCGAGGUGUUCCGCCGCAAGUGGGGCCACCGCGACUGCGACCUCGCGUCUGGCGCGAAGUUGAAGUUUGAUGACCAGUGGCGGGUCGAGAAGGACUGGGAGUGA